AUGUCCGCUGUCGUCGACGCUGUGUUCGGCUCGUACGACCUCAAGAACGCCAAACAAUGGCGCGACGAGGACCUGUUGUACCGCGAGCAGGAGAAACAGUGGCGCGAAGACGCGAUCCGGCGCGAGUGCGAGUGGCGGUGCGCCGAUUUGGUGCGGGAGCGCCGCGUGCUGAAGCUCGAGAACGAGAAGCGCAUCAUCGACGCGCGGCAUCGGCAGCUCGUGUCGGUCUCGCAGAUGUCGGCGCUGCUCGCGGGCUUUACCAUGUCGACGAUCGUCGAAGUGCAGAUCGCCGACGCGACGAGUGAGCCUGUGAUUGUCGCCUACGGAGCCGUGUGCUGCAUGGAGUUCAUUGCCAUGUUUACGUGCAUGUUGACGUGUACGGCGCUGUUGCUGGCGCUGACGCGGUUCGUGACGCACGCGCUGGAAGGCGAAGUGCACGCGCUGUCGUCGUUCGAGCUGGACGUCGUGUCGCCGUUCUACGGCUGGUGGCUGCGGAAGUGCGAGCGCGAUUGGAUCAUGGCGUACCAUCUCUUCCGCCUCGGGCUGUGCCUGUUCCUCGCUCAAGUGGCGCUGCUGGGCUGGGCGGUCUUUGGCGAAUGGGUUGCGGCCGCGUCCUGCAUGACAGUGCUGUGUGCGCUGGCACUCGCCUACUUGGAGCUGCGCGUGGCCAGUCGAUGGCGCUACCUCGUGCAGUUCCCCGUACCGCAGGCAGCCGAGUCGCCCCCAUCGAGGCGAUCGAGCACCUUGUCGCCGUCUCGAGUCCUCUUGGCCCAAUAA
Molecule: messenger RNA, 777 nt
Organism: Hyaloperonospora brassicae
Lineage: Eukaryota; Oomycota; Peronosporomycetes; Peronosporales; Peronosporaceae
Source: the annotation of a GenBank genome assembly